ACUGGAUUCUGCCGAGGGGAAUCCUGCGGGAAUCUGAGUCAUCAGAACCACCACCAUGACUGUGGGCAAGAGCAGCAAGAUGCUGCAGCACAUCGGCAACAAGAUGAGAUGCAUCCUGCAAGACGGCCGCAUCUUCACUGGCACCUUCAAGGCUUUGGACAAGCACAUGAACUUGAUCCUCUGUGACUGUGAUGAGUUCAGGAAGAUCAAGCCAAAGAACUCCAAGCAAGCGGAAAGAGAAGAGAAGCGAGUCCUCAGUCUAGUGCUGCUUCAGGGGAAGAACCUGGUCUCCAGGACUGUAGACCGACCUCCUCCCAAAGAUACUGGCAUUGUCCGAGUGCCACUUGCUGGAGUUGCCAGGGGCCCAGGGAUUGGCAGAGCAAUCCCAUCCAGUGUCCCAGUGCCCCAGGCUCCUGCGGGACUUGCUGGGCUGGUCCGAGGGGUUAGUGGGCCAUCGCAACAGGUGAUGACCCCGCAAGGGAGAGGCGCGGUGGCUGCCGCCACCGCCACCACAGCCAGUACUGCAGGGGCCCCAACCCAGGGGUAAACACCCGGCCGUGGGGGUGUUUCCCCACCCAUGGGCCAAGGGGCACCCCCUCCAGGGAUGAUGGGCCCCCAGAUGGGGAUCCCUCCUGGACGGGGAACUCCAAUGCGCAUGCACACUCCGGGGAUACAGCCCCCUCCCCCGGGGAUGGGAGGCCUUCUUUGACCCUUGGCCACCCGCAGUA
This is a messenger RNA of Hyaena hyaena (striped hyena), 728 nucleotides long. RefSeq names its product small nuclear ribonucleoprotein-associated protein B-like. Gene Ontology annotation, molecular function: RNA binding. The transcript has a single exon. Gene Ontology annotation, biological process: mRNA splicing, via spliceosome. The record is from RefSeq and is a predicted model, not a curated record. Lineage: Eukaryota; Metazoa; Chordata; Mammalia; Carnivora; Hyaenidae. Gene Ontology annotation, cellular component: U5 snRNP; U4 snRNP; U1 snRNP.